Alosa sapidissima (American shad) is the source of this 2209-nucleotide messenger RNA. Its product is annotated as sorting nexin-12. Gene Ontology annotation, biological process: late endosome to Golgi transport; endocytic recycling. The transcript is spliced from 6 exons. Bases 261 to 743 code for a protein of 160 amino acids. Gene Ontology annotation, cellular component: retromer complex; early endosome membrane. Gene Ontology annotation, molecular function: phosphatidylinositol-3-phosphate binding. The record is from RefSeq and is a predicted model, not a curated record. NCBI's taxonomy places the organism in Eukaryota, Metazoa, Chordata, Actinopteri, Clupeiformes, Clupeidae.
UGGGACCACAUAUCCCAUUCCACCGAAGCAACCACGACUUCUGGUUAGGUCUAUGAAUAAGGAUUUCCUGUUGGAUUGCUGAGUCGCAUUAUUUUAGACAAAGCUUGCAAAUUAAUCUUUUCCGAGAGAUCUGAUGUCUUAAAUAGUUUAUAACUGUAGUGUGCGGUCUUAACGGAGUUGUAUCCGCAGGAAACGUUAGCUUUCAAUACAUUCUUUAAGUAGCCAGCUAACCUAACUUAGCUAUCGUUAGUCUGUCAAAAAUGUCAGAGCCGACGGUCGCAGAUACUCGCCGGUUAAACUCAAAACCUCAGGAUCUUACGGACGCCUAUGGUCCACCCAGUAACUUUCUUGAAAUCGACGUUUAUGAUCCUCAAACCGUUGGUGUUGGACGAAACCGUUUCACCACGUACGAGGUCCGAAUGAAGACAAACCUCCCAAUUUUUAAGAUGAAGGAGUCCUCUGUGCGAAGACGAUAUAGUGACUUCGAGUGGCUGAAAAAUGAACUCGAACGAGACAGUAAGAUUGUUGUGCCUCCCUUGCCAGGGAAGGCAUUGAAGAGACAGCUACCCUUCCGUGGAGAUGAGGGUAUAUUCGAAGAGUCCUUCAUAGAGGAGCGAAGAGUUGGCCUUGAGCAGUUCAUCAACAGAAUUGCAGGCCAUCCCCUGGCCCAGAACGAACGCUGCCUACAUAUGUUUCUUCAGGAUGAGGCUAUUGACAGGAACUACAUCCCAGGAAAAGUAUGAAUGAAAAAUCUCUGCCCCCUCCCUCCAGACACCAGAGAGGAAGAGAGGUCUGGUGGCACCCCCACACCGUCCCUCAUGAUCCCCGCUCUACCAUCACCACAGGCCCGGGAAGCACACAUGCUCACACAUACACACACACACACACACACACACACACCUACAUGCAUACACAUACACACACCUCUGGCUUAUUUCAUAAAGGCCCAGCUUUCGCUGACUACCCUACCAGCAUUCUCUAUUCCUCUGUACAUACUGUUGUCCUCUUGAGCAAGACAGCACCAGUGCACUGUGUGUGUGUGUGUGUGUAUGUGUGUGAAAGAGAGAGUGGGUGAGUGAAAGGGAGCCCAGAACACUUCUGGAAGUAAAAACUGGUGCAAUGCUGCUUCAAAAAGCCCAGGAAAAGAAAUGAAAUCAUUUGCUUGAUCGCUGAGAAACAUUAGGAUGGAAUAUGACUGCUGCUUGCCCCAUCUCCCUGAAUUGUUCUGUUUUCACUUCAGUCAUCGAAGAUUAAGUGUCAGUUACCACAAUUAUGGCAGUGGGUGAUGAUUCUUAGCAUACAUCCAUCAGUCUGGUGCAUGUGACAUUAUAUUACACUCAUUUCCCCUUCUGAUCUCACCAUUCUCCAAAUGCUCCCCUCACCCCCACUCCCACAAACAAAAACAAAAAGAAACUUCAGCCAUUGCUAUUGAUACAACUUCAAAUUCUCGUACAGAAAACAAGUUUGUUGCAUCACAGUUUUGUUAUUCUGAAGUUAACACUUUCUCCAUUUACAUCUGUCUGCUUUCAUACAGAGUGAGUUGUACAGGUGUUUCAUUCAGUAAAAACAAAUUAUCAUUCCUUCACCUCAACAGUGAUUUUACGGUGUGUCCCGGUUGCAUCUCUGAAUUAUCUGGGGAUUGUGUCAUUCCAUUGGCAUUAAUGCUUAUCUUGCUGUCUAUGGAGCAUUUUAUUUGUACAUUCCUCUACUCAUGCCACUGUCAUUAACAAUUCCCCAAUAUCAUUUAUACACCAUGACAGAAUGUAGCAAUGGAGGGUGAGAAGAUCCCACUAAAAUGGACAAUGUCUUCCUGUAAGCCAACAUUCCAUGUAUUAUCUGCAAGCAACCUGCUCUUUAUGUUUUAUACCAAGGUUAGCCAUGAUAUGUUUGUCCUUUUUUCUUACUUUUUUUUUUUUUUAAGCUUCUAACGUGUGCGUCUUUGACGUCCCAGCUUUUGUAAGUGCUGUCCAGAAUGUAUGGUUAUCUUACAUGCUUUCAUGCUGUAUAAAAUCACUGUGAAUAGAAUAUCCACUGUAUUCAAAAAAGUAAAAAAAAAAACAGCUUGUAUCUGUUGGGCCUGUUUGUUUAAAUUUGGUUAAUUUCUUCAUUUUCAUGGCUGUAUACUCUGAAUUAUACAGGUGAACUUUUUAUUUUCAUACAAAUCGCCUUGUGGUUUCUAUCCAUCAUUAAAGUUGCCUCUGCCUGCUUA